Molecule: messenger RNA, 3271 nt
Organism: Harpia harpyja (harpy eagle)
Lineage: Eukaryota; Metazoa; Chordata; Aves; Accipitriformes; Accipitridae
Gene: RNF144B
Product: ring finger protein 144B
Exons: 8
Coding region: 438-1349 (303 amino acids)
Biological process (GO): protein polyubiquitination; ubiquitin-dependent protein catabolic process; positive regulation of proteasomal ubiquitin-dependent protein catabolic process
Cellular component (GO): ubiquitin ligase complex; cytoplasm; mitochondrial membrane
Molecular function (GO): zinc ion binding; ubiquitin protein ligase activity; ubiquitin conjugating enzyme binding
Source: RefSeq, a predicted model, not a curated record
GGCUGGAAGCUGAGAGGGUUUAAGUAAUCACCUGCAGUUGAAUUGAGACUCGGAUGGGAAGUAGGAAGUGCUGUGCUCAAGCUUCCUGUAUAAGUAAAUGCAGCUUUCCCACAGCUACUGCAUACAAGCUGUGACGUGCUUUUAAGAUAUAAUGGCAGCAUGCUCUUAAUAGCAGGGAGGGGAUGAUUUAUCAGAGUGGCAAAGGGGCUGGGAGACAAGUCCUGCUGCAGUCCUAAAAAGUGUACAGCUGUCAGAUACCCGGCGAGGAGGAAGGGCGUGCGAGAGCAAUCUGCCUCCGCUGCUGGUUGCGAGCUUUAGAGGUUUGUGACAUCGUGGUUCUUGGGAAUGCUGGAGUCUGAGUGCAGCUACUGAAAAGUCACACAGCUGGCAGUGAAUGCUGCUUUCCUUUCAAGGCUGAGCGGACCGUUAAUGAUUAAAUGGGCUCUGCUGGGAAGGCUUGUCCUCACACCAUGACAGCUGAUGAGUCAGAAGCUGGAGAGUUAGCUCUGGAGCCCCUGCUCACUUGCAAGCUAUGUCUCUGUGAAUAUUCCCUGGAUAAGAUGACCACUCUUCAGGAAUGCAGCUGCAUCUUUUGUACAUCGUGCCUAAAACAGUACAUGCAGCUGGCAAUUCAAGAAGGCUGUGGUUCUCCUAUCACGUGUCCAGACAUGGUAUGCUUGAACCAUGGGACCCUACAAGAAGCAGAGAUUGCAUGUUUGGUGCCUGUUGACCAGUUUCAGUUAUACAAGAGGCUGAAGUUUGAACGAGAAGUCCACUUGGACCCCCAGAGAACAUGGUGCCCUGCAGCUGACUGCCAAACGGUGUGCCAUAUUGCACCGAGCGAGUCAGGAGCGCCGGUGCCAGUGGAGUGCCCAGCUUGCCACCUGACGUUCUGCUCCUCUUGCAAGGAGGCAUGGCACCCGCAGCGCCUAUGCCAGGAAAACCAAACUACUCCAGUACCAACUGAGGAGGGAUCACUUAUUGGAACAGGGACAGAGGCACCAAUUAAGCAGUGCCCAGUCUGUCGGAUCUAUAUUGAGCGAAACGAGGGCUGUGCUCAGAUGAUGUGCAAGAACUGCAAGCACACGUUUUGCUGGUACUGUCUACAGAACUUGGAUAAUGAUAUCUUCUUAAGACAUUACGACAGAGGCCCUUGCAGAAACAAGCUGGGCCACUCGCGGGCUUCGGUGAUGUGGAACAGAACACAGGUUGUGGGGAUCCUCGUUGGACUAGGUAUCAUAGCAUUGGUGACCUCUCCCUUGCUGCUUGUGGCAUCUCCAUGCAUUAUCUGCUGCAUUUGCAAAUCUUGCCGAAGCAAAAAGAAAAAACACAGCCCGCCAACAACCUAAAACUCUGCGUCUGUUUGAGCCUCCAUCUGUACAGCAUAUGUAUGUGAGAAAGCACAAUGGUUGUAUUUUGGUGCCAUACCUACCAAAUAAUACUCCCUUUUUUGCCAAUUCUUGGGAUAAGUGCCUAUUCUUUACAGGCUACUCUAUCACUAACAAAUCCCAGUGUGGGAAAAGUCUAGAUAAUUCUGCACUACAUAUGGUAUAAGGUUUUGUUUUAUAAAAGGAAAAUGGCACACCAUUCAGUAGUUCAUACCCUUAAAUAUGAGCCACCUUUUGAGACUGCUAGAACUUUACCAUCUUCCGUCAGCUGAACAUGACUUGGUCCUGCAGUACUACUCUGCAGACUCAGUCAUUACUGUCAUGCUUUCUGUCGGCUCUUGGUGACAUUCAGAUUUCUGAGAAAAUUUGGGGUAUUUUAUAAAAGGGGGAGAGGGAAAAGCCUGAUGAAGUUCUUCUGCCUGCUAGCUUGUGUCCCGUUAAAGGUAACAAACUGUUAAGAAAAUAUAUUUGACAGUUUCCUGUCAACUGGCUGCCAUGGCAUUUCUUUCAGCAUUGAAAUCAAUUUGAUUUAUACUAUUGAUCUCAAUUACAGAAGUAAAAACCAACAAAUCUAUUUAAAACUAAGAUAGGGUUAUCUUUUGAGAGACUGGAGUACCUUGAGAAAGCUGUUAUUUUUUCAGAUCAAACAUGACAUAUCUACCUUGAAAUAUUAGGAGCAUGCAUAUUUCCCUGCCUUUUGUCAGUAACAUGGGCGUAGUAAACUCACCAUGAAGCUAAUAUUUUAAGAAAGGCCAUGCUACAGCUCCUAUUUUGUGCACGGUAUUGGCGUCUUGGUUGUGCAUAUAUAGAGUGGCCGCAUGUGCAUGGAUAUACCGAGUACGUAAUGGACAGUUAAUUUUCUACAGUAUAUUUUUUCAACAGUUUACAUGGGGUGGCAGCAAGAACCCUGUCAAAAACUGACUCAGACCAGGCUAAGCCAAACCCUCCUUUAAACCUUAUGGACCUGCUGAAGUGAAUAGUUGAGAAAUGCUGCGUAAACGUAAGCUCCAUCCAUUGGUGGGUAUUUCUUCUGUCCCGCUCAAGGUUAACAAACUCUGUUACCGAUAAUUUUUAGUUACUCUGAAUCUGAAAGGCUGUCAUUUAAUGAACGCUUCAUUUUAAUUUGGUGCCUCACCACCAAACUGAUUCAGACGCUGGUAUCAGUUACAUCUGUGUAAGUUCACUGAAACCUCGCUGAAGAGCUGGAGUUACUCCAGGCUCUGCUCCCUGGAGUUUAUUUCCGUAAUGGCUGGUGCUCCUCACAACCCUGGCUGGUGGCAGCUUUUGUUCUGAACUCCCAUCUGUGCAUUUUAUAUCUGUGGGAAUUGAUAUGAGUUUGCACUAUAUAAUCCGUUGUAAUUCCAAACCCCUUUCGAUAAGGGCUGCAAGGUUUAAAUGAGAUGCCCAGCCUGAGCGUCGUGUCGGGCUCACCUCUGCCGGUCUGCCCUUCUCCGUGCACACAGUGCGAGGCACCCGAAGAGUGCUGCGAAGAGCGUCUUUGCUAUUGCGUUUGGCCGAGCCUCAGGAACUUUGCCUUCUUGGCAGCCAUAAAUGUGACCUUUUUUUUGUUUAACUUCGCUCUCUGGUUACUGUAACAGAAGUGGUAGAUGUUCUUCUUUUAAGAAAGUGUAGUCUGUUGAGCAGACUAGCAGGGACAAAGGCCUUAAAUGAUAUUAUCUGUUUUACUUUUUAAUUGAUUUCUUUCAUAAAUACUGUCUGACUUUGCUACCAGUUAUGACUGGAGGGCAGGCAGUGCUCACCAGUGUGAAAGGCUAUAUUUAUUCUCCAUCCACAGCUUCAAAGGGAAGCAGAAAGGUAGUCAGUACAUUCUAAAUACAGAGUGCAAUGCAGGCAACUGCCAUUUAUAAUAAAUAGAGAAUGUU